CUCUGCAGAUCAAAAACAGGAAGCUGGGAGAGGCACUAGACCAAAGACAGGUGAUUGAGGAUGAACUGAGAGAGAGAGUUGAGAGGUUGGAAACUCGUCAGGCGACAGAUGAUGCGAGUUUGUUGAUUCUUAACAGAUACUGGAAUCAGGUAAUUAUUUGUUUUGUUUUUACUAACGAUGCACCGAUGUAUCAGCUGAUGAUGUUUUAUUGGCCAGUUAUUGAUCAAAUUUAAACCCAUCAACGUUUCGGUUAUAAGCAUGAAUACGCCGAUAUGAAAAACAGAUGGUUUAUUUAUAAUUAAUUAGUAACACACUGUGGCAGGGCGGAAGGCGUGGCCGGGUCGUCAUUCUACACACCCGGCUCCUAAUCAGGCUGAUUAGCCUGAGAGGGAUAAAGGCCGACUGGAGACGGCAGUGCGACAGAGAGAGAGAGAGAGUUACGGACAGCAGUCCGACACCUGUGUGUUUGUGUCUUUUGGUUUAAGUCCAUUAUUAAACUAUUAUUUAUAUUAUCAAGCCGGUUCUCGCCGCCUCCAUUCCAUCAGUGUGUUACACUGGUGCCGAAACCCGGGAAGGCAGAGGGAUGCGGCGUAGUAGAGUCCUCGCCACUACCAUCCACCCCAACGGAGCAGCCGCGGCCAUCCGCCAGGGGACGGAGGAGCCCGGCCGCCUGAAAGCGGAGGAACGGCUGCCGACCGCGAGGGGAGGAGGGGCUCCUAACCGACCGCCUGGAGCGGUCAGGGCCACUGCCAGGGGCGGCGGAGACCCCUACCAGCCGCUGAAAUGCGGCGGGGUCUCAGACCGCCGACUGCGAGCGGGGAGGGGCUCCUGGCCGACUGCCUGGAGUGGGAGAACCGCUGCCAGGGGCCGGGGAGACCCUUCCGUCCACCGAAAACAGGGGCCGGAGGACUGCCUCUGAUCUGCCCGGGGAGGCGCGGCUGUCGUCCACCAGAGGGUGGAGGAGUGGCCGAAGACCAGGCUACGGCGUAUCGGAGAACCGGCAAGUGAAUAUUUUUUUCUCUCUCUCUCCCGCUGCCGCUCUGUGUUGGCCUUUUCCCUCUCUUUUUAAAUGUUUUUGUUAAUUUGGCACGAUCGCGUUACGGCGUGUAGGUGCCACAUUUUUUUUUUUGUUUCCCUCCCCUUGUCCCCUCCCCUGAUCCAGGUAGACUGGGAUGACCUGCCGGCAGAUGGGGCUGUACAUCAUGCCGGGGGCUCCCCAGCCUGAGAGAAUGGGGGAGGAAUGUGGCAGGGCAGAGGGCGGGGCCGGGUCGUGAUUCCACACACCCGGCUCCUAAUCAGGCUGAUUAGCCCGAGAGGGAUAAGGGCCGACUGGAGACGGCAGUGCGACAGAGAGAGAGUUACGGACAGCUGUCCGACACGUUUUGACGAAAAUGUGCGGUUAUUUGCGUGGCGCUAUGACCAAUCAGGGAGUGAGCAAGUGGAAAGCCAGCCCCCUGAAGGGAGGAGCUUAAAACCAGGAACACCAGAACCAGAUGGAGACUCAAACCAGGAGAGGGCAAAAGGUCAACAGGGAGAGGGAGCAAAUUCAUUUUUGGCCACACUGGCCAGCAGCAGCAGUGAGGAGAUGGAAGCAGAGCUGCAGGAGAGAGUGGAAUCCAGCUGUAAACAGGCCAGCCGCGUGGUAGAAAUCUACGAGAACUUAAAGAAAACGGUAGAUCAGCUGAAGAAGGAUGUGGAGUCUGGCACAGAUGGCAGUCUCUGGGACGUCGCUGUCCGCCUGAACACCCUUCUGACUAAUGAAAACAAACGUCUCCGUCAGCUGACCGAUGGCCUCCAACAGAAAUAUAGUCACAUGACCAGUGAGUCUCGCUCAUUAGGCCGUGCAGCAAAUCGUGCCGAUAACAGAAUCAGUGAGCUGCAGGUUCUUAUUGAGGAACUCCAGUGGGAUAUGGAGAAGAUCAGACGGAGAGAAAAUCGACUCAACGCACACCUUGUGGAGGUGUUGGAACGGGUGAACAGUAAAGGUUAUAAGGUGUGUGGGGAGGCCAGUAGUGUAUGUGGAACCAUCACUAUCAACAAAAGAAAGUUUGAGGAGAUGAACAGUGAGUUGGAGGAGAACAGGGAGCUGGCAGAGAAUCGGCUGAGUGAACUCCAGAAACUCCAGCAUGACCUGGAGACUGUGUAUCAGGAGAACAAUAACAUAAAGGUGGAGUUGUUGUCCAGGGCUGAGGCGAUGGCCAGAGAGAGUGCUGACUAUCGCUGUCUGCAGUCUCAGUUUUCGGUGCUUUACAAUGAAUCGCUGGUGUUGAAAUCUCAGCUGGAUGAGACCAAAACAAGGCUCAACACAACCAGGACCGCCCGUCUACGCCAGCUGGACCACAUGGAGAAUGAUGAAGUGUCAUUGCAGCGUAAAGUCCGUACUGAAGUGAUUCAGCUGGAGGACACAUUAGCACAAGUACGCAAGGAGUACGAGAUGCUCAGGAUCGAAUUUGAGCAGACUCUAGCUGCUAAUGAACAAGCAGGCCCCAUAAACCGUGAGAUGCGACAUUUGAUCAGUACGCUGCAGACUCAUAACCAGCAGAUGAAGGGAGAGGUGGUUAAAUAUAAACUCAGACUGAGAGAGGCUCAGCAAGAGCUCAACCAACUCCGCGCUGCCAAAGGCAAUGCUGCUGUCCAGUCACAGUCAAGCACAGAGCUGGAUGUGAAGGAAGAAACCAUCUCCCCACUCACACCAGCCCAGACAAGUGACGUUACUGUGAAGACCGAGCCAGAUAACGGCUUAGCUACACCCAGCACCACUGGUGUAACGGUUAAGACAGAACCUGGAACAGAGACUGAGACUGUCGUAAAAGAGGAGGAAAAAGAGAAAGAAAGGGAAAAAGAGAAGGAGAAAGAAAAGGAGCAAAGAGAAAGGGUGACCCGUGGAAGUUCUGGAGGAGGAGCUGUGAAGGAAGAGAGGGAGAAAGCAAUUACAAGCAGCAGCCAAUCAGAAGACCUCGCAGCCGAACGUUGCGCUGUGAUUGGAGGACCUAAACGGAAGGAAAUAGAGCAGCUGAAAAUAGUGAGGGUGGACCUAAAGAAAGCCCAAGAGUCACAGAGGGAGAUGAAACUCUUGUUGGACAUGUAUCGUUCUGCGCCAAAAGAGCAGAGAGACAAAGUGCAACUGAUGGCAGCGGAGAAAAAGGCAAAGUCAGAGGCCGAGGAGCUCCGUCAGCGUGUGAGAGAGCUGGAAGAGAAGGAGAGGAGGGAAGGAAAGAAGAUGGCUGAUGAAGAAGCCCUGAGGAAGAUCCGCUCAGUUGAGGAGCAGAUCGAUAUACUCAAUAAAAAACUCUCUCUUGCUAAGCAGGAGGAGGAUGCUUUGCUGAGUGAGAUGGAUGUCACCGGUCAGGCAUUUGAGGACAUGCAGGAACAGAACAUUCGUCUGAUGCAGCAGCUUAGAGAGAAAGAUGAUGCCAACUUCAAACUCAUGAGCGAGCGCAUCAAAUCUAACCAGAUCCACAAACUCCUCAAGGAGGAGAAAGAGGAGCUAGCUGACCAACUGCUUACACUAAAAACACAGGUGGAUGCUCAGCUGCAGGUUGUACGAAAACUAGAGGAGAAAGAGCGCCUCCUGCAGGGUACCAUCAGUGCUGCAGAGAGGGAGCUGUCUCUUCGCACACAGGCAUUAGAGAUGAACAAGCGCAAGGCACAGGAGUCCGUGUUGCUCUCUGAGGAGGUGCGUGCUCAGCUGGAGGGAGUGCAGCAGAGGUUGAGUGCGGUCAGAGAGGAAGUGAUCGAGAACAGCAUCUCCCGAGAGAAAGAGUCUUUCAAUACUCGUCGUGCACAGGAGGACAUAUCAAAGCUGCGCAGGAAGAUAGAGAAGACCAAGAAACCUGCAGAGAACAUUCGCAAUGGAGAUGAGAUACUGAAUGAGGAAAUAAACGAAUACAAGGCCCGGUUGACGUGCCCAUGCUGCAAUUCACGCGUGAAGGACGCUGUUUUAACAAAGUGCUUCCACGUUUUCUGUUUUGAAUGCGUGAAGACACGUUAUGACACUCGCCAGAGAAAGUGCCCAAAGUGCAAUGCUGCUUUUGGUGCCAACGAUUUCCACCGCAUCUACAUCGGAUAAGCAUAUGAUUCAUUAUAUCCGAAUCUGAUUGGACCAGUUUCUCAACAUUGUUCUUUAGUUUGAGCUUGUCCUAUAUCCUUGGGCAGACAUCAGCUCUAUUCUACAUUCCGUUCAGAAACCAACUAAAGUGUUUAUGUGGUAGGUUUUCCCAGAGCCGGUUUAACAGAACUAACCUGGUCACAUUCCACAGGCCUGACUCAUUCAACAUUAUUCACUCACAAAAGCUGCUGCUUGCUCCCAGGAGUGUCCUGACUGUUUGCUGUCUUAAAUCUCAAACUGCCUAGACCAAAUCUCCCAUUCAACCUCAACUUUAGUUUUACUACCCAGUGAUUUCUGAGCCAGUGUGAACCCAUCAACAACAGCGAUAGUCUUUAUAGGCUUUUCAGUGAAAACAAGCUGCUGAGUAGACUGGGGAACAGAUCACUUACAUUGAGUUUGCAUUUGGGAAAUUGCCUGACCAGCUGUUAUUGUCAUUUUUGUACUGUUUACUUUUUCAUUUUUGACUGCCUACUUGUGAUGGUUGUGCAACGACUUCAUUCAUUAAAAUGUAGAAAUGUAUGAACUUUGUUUAUUUGUGCUUCCUUAUUGAAAUUACCAUUAAUUAGUUCUACAGCUGAUGCGUUUAUACAAUGUGACUUACAGUACACACCCAAGGGCAAAAUGGUGAUGGACCCCUUGUAGUGUUUGAACUUACAACCACUUAGUUACCUGCCAGAUCUUUAGA
Messenger RNA from Myxocyprinus asiaticus (Chinese sucker), 4793 nucleotides. RefSeq names its product E3 ubiquitin-protein ligase BRE1A-like. The record is from RefSeq and is a predicted model, not a curated record. The coding region runs from base 1241 to 4069 and encodes 942 amino acids. NCBI's taxonomy places the organism in Eukaryota, Metazoa, Chordata, Actinopteri, Cypriniformes, Catostomidae. Gene Ontology annotation, molecular function: ubiquitin protein ligase activity; metal ion binding. Gene Ontology annotation, cellular component: nucleus; HULC complex. The transcript is spliced from 20 exons.